AUGUCGGACAUGAAAGAGCGCAUUCGUUUGCGGCGCGAGCGCGCGGCGGCGCGCGCGGCGGCGAGCGCGAGCCCGGCGGCCGCGGCGCCGACGCCGCCGCCGGCCGCUCCGGCGCCGACGCCGCCGCCGGCCGCGCGCGCGCCCCGGCGCGCGGCGGCGCCCGUCGAGGCGCCGCCGCCGGCCGCGCCGCUCGCGGCGCCGCGGCGCAAGAGCAGCCGGUCGCCGCCGCCGGCGACCGCGGCGCCGCCGGCCGCGGCCGCGGCGCCGCUCGCGGCGCCGCGGCGCCGCGGCAGCAAGUCGCCGCCGCCGAAGCCGCCGACGGCGCCGCCGCCCGCGCCGCCGCCCGCAGCGGCGCCGCCGCGCGCGCGCCGGCUCAGCGAGGAGAUCCCGCGGACGACGCGCGACCGCGUGCGGGGCCUCGAGGGCCGCGCGAAGGAACGCGCGCGCGCGGCGAUCCUCGGCGAGGUCAAGGACGGCGCCCUGAGCCUCGCGGCCAUCGACGCGCUCGCGCGCCGCUACGAGCAACAGCGGCGCGACGCCGAGGGCCGCUGCCGCGUCGCGCUCGAGACGAAGCGCCAGUCCGCGUUCCUGGGCGUGCGAGCGCUCGAGGACACGGCGCGCGUGUCCAAGGACAUGGACGCCAAGUUCGAGGCCGUGCGGUCCGGCUCGUCGCGCGCGCGCGCGGCGCUCGAGGCGUUCCCGCGGAGCGAGCUCGAGGACGCGCGCGUCGCCAUGGGCAACUUGGAGAGUCUGCUGGCGCAGAUGGACUUUUACGCGGCGAUCCCGUCCCGCUGCGCGGCGCUGCGGGCCCAGCUCGAGGAGCGGCCCCGCGACGUCGUCGUCGUCUACAAGCGGACCAUGGAGCUGGAACUGUGGCGGUCGUCGCUCCAGCGCCACGUGCGCCAGGCGACGGAUCGCGCGCGCGCGGCCGACGGGCUGAAGCGGUCGACGAGCGACUACGGCCUCGAGGAGCUCGGCCGCCUCGCCGCGGCGCUGGCGCACCGCUUCGCCGCCGUCGCCGGCCUCGUCCACGACGUCUUCGAGUUCGCGCUGGCGCCCCUGGGGGACGACGUGCUCGCGUCGGCCGCGGACGACCCGGCGCGCGUCGUCGCGGCCGCGCGCGUCGUCGAGUUGCACGAGACGCUGCAGCGCCAGCGGCUGCGGCGCGACGCGCUCGCGGACGCCGAGGCGCGGGGCGAGGACGCCGCCGACGCCCUCGACCGGCUCCGCCACUCGCCGACGGGCGCGCCGGCGCGCGCCGGAGCGGUCGCGCGACUCUACGACGGUUUCCGGAAGCGCGCGGCGACGGCCUUCGCGGAGGCGCAGAUGUCGCUGGCGGACCGGGGCCACGGCGCGACGGCGGCCCUGCUGGGGGCGGGCACCCGUUUAAUCCUCGACACGCAGGCCUGCGUCGACCACCUCGCGCCGCUGCUGCCGCCGAGCUGGCGCUGCGCGCGCGUCUGCCGGUCCGCGCUCGAGGCGCACGUCGAGCGCCAGCUGGGCCAGCUCUGGUCGCCGGCGCGCGCGCGGGACCUCGAGGUCGAGGAGCUCUUCCAGGUGUCCGAGUGGCUCGAGACCUACAACGCGAUCCUCUCGGAGAUCGACCCGGUCGCGGACGACGACGACGGCGACGGCGGCGACGACGACGCGCGCGCCGCGGCGCCCCUGCGGCCCCGGGGGCCCGCCAAGGCCUUCGCCACGGCCGGCGCCUUCCUCAUGGGCGAGUACCUCGACCGCAUCGCGAAGCAGGUCGAGUCGUGGUUCGUGGCGAUCCGCGCGCGGAAGGCGGAGCCGCGCGCGGACCCGGCGGGCCGCCUCGUGACGACGCGGCCCGAGGACAUGUUCCAGGUCAUCACCAUGCAGGUCGGCGUCGCGCUGGACCACGCCGCGCGCGACGCGCCGGACCCGGCCGACGAGCCCGCGUCUCCGGGCCGGCCGAAGGGCCAGCACGUCGCGACGGUCGUGCUCCGCUGCCUCGAGGAGCUGCGCCACGACGCCGCGCGGUCCUCGGAGCGCUGCCGCGAGUGCGUCGCCGCCGUCGAGCGCUACGUGCGGUCCGCGUCGCGCGGGCGAAGGGAGGACGACGACGACGGCGGCUCGUCCGGCUCCGACGGCGAGGCCAAGGCCGAGACGCGGCGGUCGGCCUACUCGCGCAAGGGCCGGAAGAACUCGCUGGGCGUCCCCGACGACGACGCCGCGCCGCCGAGCCUGGAGGUGGAGCGGCUCUGCGCGCUCGCGAACGACGCCUUGCGCGUCCAGGAGCGGUGCGAGGAACUCGUGGAAUCGCUAGAAUCGAAGGACGCGGUCACGGGCGCGCCCCUGCUGUCCGUGCGCGCGGUGACGGACCAGGUCGUCGCGGACUACGCGGAGCUGGCGCUCGACGCGUGCGCGGCGGCGGCCGCGGCGCCCUUCGUGGACCUACGCGACGCGAUCUUCGCCCCCGACGCGGACCGCGCGCUGUUCGGGCCCCGCUGGGAGAGCGACCGGACCAAGGCCGACGCCGUGGACGUGGCGCUGACGACCCUCGACGACUAUCUGAGGGACUACCGGGCCUGGCUCCCGGCGUACCUCUACGCGAAGCUCGCGCGGCGCGCGUUCGACCUCUUCGUCGAGGCCUACGUCUACGCGCUCCUGGACGCGAAGCCGAAGCCCUUCGCGGACGGCGACGGCGCGGCCAUGUUAUUACUGCGGGACCAGAACCACGUGCUGGCCUACUUCCUCCCGAAAUUCACGGAGGACCCGGAUUUGGCGUCCGCGGGGCUCCGCGAACCCGGGAGGGUCGUUGCGGAGACCGCGGCGCUCCGCCACCUCGCGGACGUGCUCUCGGCCUGCGCGCCGGCCGUCGACGACUACGUCGUCGAGGAGCUCUUCGCCGACUUUGGCGACGCCGCGCCGGACGUGCUCGUCGCGCUGCUCGCGCGCCUGCCCGCCUUCUCCAAGAAGGCGGUCCGCGAGGACUGCCGGCGCGCGGCGGCGGCCGCGAUCAACCGGCUGCCGCCGGAGAAGCAGCCGGCCGACGGCGGGCGCUUCGCCGUGCCGCCGCGCAUCGUAAAGCGGUAG
This is a messenger RNA of Aureococcus anophagefferens, 3060 nucleotides long. RefSeq lists its product as hypothetical. NCBI's taxonomy places the organism in Eukaryota, Pelagophyceae, Pelagomonadales, Pelagomonadaceae. The record is from RefSeq and is a predicted model, not a curated record. The coding region runs from base 1 to 3060 and encodes 1019 amino acids. Gene Ontology annotation, molecular function: SNARE binding. The transcript has a single exon. Gene Ontology annotation, cellular component: exocyst. Gene Ontology annotation, biological process: exocytosis; exocyst localization.